CGUUCCCAGUCUUCCCCUUUCUUCUUCCUUCUCUCCUCUUCCUGUGAGGAUAUCCUUCCUCCAUCGCGUCCACCUCACGAGGAAUCCGCACUCGCUUUUGCCCCGUGAUUUAUUGCUCAGGGUUCUCGCUGGGUGGUGGUGGUGUGUGGUGGUACCAGUAGUGCACAAGAGCAAGCUGUUCUUGUGUGCGUGGUUCUAUGCCUGCUUGCUUGGCGAAGGGAGGAGUAGUAGUAGGAGUUGAGCGUUGCAGGUACCGGCAUUGUUGAGGAAGCGCGGGGAAGAUCCGGCGAUGUCAGAGGCCGACCGGAUACGCCUCCGCGCGGCGGCGCUGGAGCUGCACGACGACGGGGUAAGGGACAAGCCGGAUGCCAAGGCGAACGUCUUCGCGGAUCUUGGUUCCCCGGUGUCGCCGUUGCGGGUGCGGGCGAGCGUGACGACGUCCUCGUCGUCGUCCUCCGGGUCGGCCAAAUCGCCGGCGCCGUCGAAUGCUGGGAUGGCGGUCGGGAGGAGCCACUCCGGCGAGCUGGUGGCGGAGAGCAACCCGCCGCGGCUGCCGGGGCACGGGCACCGCCGGUGCGGAUCUGGGCCGUUGAUAUUCUCCGGCGGCAGCAGCGGGGGGAGCGGCGGCGGCGGCGGGGACCGUGGGAGCACGGCGAGCUCGCCGAUGCUGAAUGCGCUCCCCGCCGGCAACAUCUGCCCGUCCGGGCGCGUCCCGGGGCCGGCGGCCGUGCCGCCCCCGCCGCGCUCCCGCUCGGACGUGCUCGGAUCCGGCACCGGCCACUACGGCCACGGAAGCAUCAUGCGUGGCGCCGGCAUGGCCCCCGCCAGGAGCAGCAUUGAGGCCUCGUCGUUCCUCGGACACUCCUCGAGGUCGCCGGCGAGCUCCCCUGGUAGCAGCGGGAGCCUCCAGGAGGUGACCCGCUUGGGGAACGAGUGGUACAAAAAGGGCAAGUACGCGGAGGCGCUGCGCCACUACGACCGCGCCGUGGUGCUGUGCCCCGAGAGCGCCGCGUGCCGCGGCAACCGAGCCGCCGCACUCAUAGGACUCGGCCGGCUCGCCGACGCUCUCAGCGAAUGCGAGGAGGCCGUCCGGCUCGACCCGGCCAGUGGCCGCGCCCACAGCCGCCUCGCUGGCGUCUGCCUCCGGUUGGGGAUGAUUGACAAGGCGCGGAGGCACUUCACCCAGGCAGGUUAUCUUCAGCAGUCUGACCCUGCCGAGUGGCAGAAGCUGCAGGAAGUGGAAGUGCAUCUGGGAAGAUGCACAGACGCUAGGAAAAUUGGGGAUUGGAAGAGUGUGUUGAGGGAAGUUGAUGCUGCCAUUGCCGCCGGUGCUGACUCCUCUCAGCUGCUUCUUGCCUUGAGGUCAGAAGCACUUCUCCGGCUCCACAAGCUGGAGGAGGCUGAGUCGACUCUUGCAAGCAUGCUGAAAUUGGAUGGUGCAUUGCCCUCAUCUUUGACAGCAGCAAACCUCUCAGGCAUGCUCUCUGAGUCAUACAUACAUAUUGUCCGAGCCCAGGUUGACAUGGCAUUAAGGAGGUUUGAUACUGCUGUUGCUGCAGCUGAGAAGGCUAGAGAUCUUGAUCCUGGGAAUGCAGAAGUCGGGAUGAUUCUGAAUAAUGUGAGACUAGUCGCAAAAGCCCGAGCCCAAGGAAAUGAUCUCUUUAAGGCUGCCAAGUUUUCUGAUGCCUCUAUAGCCUAUGGUGAAGGGCUCAAGUAUGAUCCCUCAAAUUCAUUGCUCUACUGCAAUCGAGCGGCUUGCUGGUCAAAGCUAGAAAGGUGGGAGAAAGCUGUUGAUGACUGUAAUGAGGCACUAAGAAUACAACCAAAUUAUACAAAGGCUCUCUUAAGGCGGGCUGCGUCCUACGCUAAGCUUGAGCGAUGGGCUGAUUGCGUGCGGGACUAUGAGGUGCUUCGGAAAGAGCUUCCCAGUGAUAAGGAGGUUGCGGAAGCACUGUUCCAUGCUCAAAUUGCCCUGAAGGCAACUCGUGGUGAGGAUGUAUCAAAUAUGAAGUUUGGAGGAGAGGUAGAGAUAGUAACCAACGUAGAGCAACUCCGUGCUGCCAUAGGUUCACCAGGGGUGUCUGUUGUAUACUUCAUGUCGACAAUGAAUCAGCAAUGCACACAAAUUACACCUUCGGUGAACACUCUUUGCACUGAAUGCCCCUCAGUGAAUUUUCUAAAGGUUAACGUUGACAACAGCCCUAUGGUGGCAAAGGCAGAGAAUGUGCGCAUAGUCCCGACGUUUAAGAUAUACAAAGAUGGUGUGAGAGUGAAGGAGAUGAUCUGCCCUAGCUUGCAUGUUCUGCGUUAUUCAGUGAGGCACUAUGCUGUAUCCAGUUCUUGAGAAGCUUAGAACACCGAUACCCCAAUUUCCCAAUUUCAUCGAUGCAUAGAGCUCCCCUUUUCCCUGCCAGCUUUUCCCCGUCAAACUUGCAAACAUUACCAGCCUCCACAGCAUUUCACCAGCUGCAUAAUCAUUCCGCAUUGAGCAUGAGCAUAAUGAGCUAAGAUUGGUACGUGGAAGAGCCACAUCCCAUUUUCGACCCCUUUCCCCAUCCAUUGCUGUUUUCGCUUUUUACUGUUCAUAUGCCAACCGCAUUCAAUACUUUCAUCUUUGGGGCUCCUUUCACCUCUUAUAUUUUGAUACUCCAUCUUGAUUUACCUAGUCCAUAGGCCAGUACCCUGCUUCUCAAGAAAGGGAAAUGUUUGUAAUGUUGUCUAGAUUUAGCAUACAUCUUUUAGGGAGAGAGGGGGGAGGGGGUGGUGGAGAGAGGGGUGUUGUUUUCGUUACAUGUACAUACCUAUAGCAAAAACAUCAGAAAAAUCCAUUGGAAGAUUGGUUCCCUGGAGAAGAGAAAUGGUGGCAUCAGAUUUUGGUGGUUGGGGUAAGGUACAGGGCUAGCUAGCUGUGAUUUUCAUUUCAUUAGAGUCUUUAAAGAGGAUCAAGAGAGCGGUUAAGUAACUGGUUCUUCAGAAAGGGUGAGGGAGGGUUGGUGUUCGUUGAUGACGAUGUCAUUUUGCUGCUUCUUCUGGGUUGUGGUGCCUGAUACCAUUUGCUACCAUUUCCAUGAAUAAACCAUUCCAACAUUGAUUCUUUUUCUCU
This is a messenger RNA of Phragmites australis (common reed), 3103 nucleotides long. Its product is annotated as TPR repeat-containing thioredoxin TTL1-like. Lineage: Eukaryota; Viridiplantae; Streptophyta; Magnoliopsida; Poales; Poaceae. The transcript is spliced from 7 exons. Bases 290 to 2344 code for a protein of 684 amino acids. The record is from RefSeq and is a predicted model, not a curated record. Gene Ontology annotation, cellular component: cytoplasm. Gene Ontology annotation, molecular function: protein binding.